Messenger RNA from Racocetra fulgida, 485 nucleotides. NCBI's taxonomy places the organism in Eukaryota, Fungi, Glomeromycota, Glomeromycetes, Diversisporales, Gigasporaceae. The record is from the annotation of a GenBank genome assembly.
UGUUAGAUAGUAAUAUAGAUGACAUUAAGCAAGAUGAAUGGCUUGUUCAAGAACUUUCUUCUUCAGAAACAAAAAAUGCUGAAUUUAGGAUUGUAGUCGUGCACAUUCCACCUUUUGUCGAAUUUUGGGAACCUGGAGCGUGGCAUGACAAAAAUGAAAAACACUGGGGAGAAUUCGUACGUACGAGAUUUGUACCUUUAUUUCGCACACACGGAGUAGAUUUGGUAAUAAGUGGACACCAGCAUAAUUAUCAACGUGGACAAUUAGAUGGAAUAGUGUAUGCAAUUAUUGGUGGGUCUGGGGGUGAAUUGGAUCUUGAAAAUGUAGAGGAUUGGAAAAUGUAUGUGACUACGAAAAAAACAUAUCACUAUGUUCUGAUGGAGAUAUGGUCUGAUAAGAUCAUUUGGGUCGUAUAUGACCUUAAGGGUUUCGUGAUCGAUAAAUUUGAAUUGGGCAAUGGUGUUAUUUUUUCAUCAUUUUCAUAA